Molecule: messenger RNA, 882 nt
Organism: Rana temporaria (common frog)
Lineage: Eukaryota; Metazoa; Chordata; Amphibia; Anura; Ranidae
Product: taste receptor type 2 member 8-like
Exons: 1
Coding region: 1-882 (293 amino acids)
Biological process (GO): detection of chemical stimulus involved in sensory perception of bitter taste; sensory perception of taste; G protein-coupled receptor signaling pathway
Cellular component (GO): membrane
Molecular function (GO): G protein-coupled receptor activity; bitter taste receptor activity
Source: RefSeq, a predicted model, not a curated record
AUGUCUCCUCUCUGGUGGAUUUGGUCGGCAUUUUUCCUCUUGGAAUGUGUGGUGGCAAUUUAUUUAAAUUCCUACAUUGUCUUCUUCAAUGGGAGAAGCCUGACAGAAGGUGGUAAGAGGAACCCGGUGAGCCUCAUCCUCAUCAUCAUGGGAAUAAAUAAUAUUACUAUGCGCUGCAUAUGGAUCGUUAAUGACGUGGCUUUUUGGUUAACAGAUAUUUUUGAUUCACCUCUUUAUAAUGCCGUAGCUUUUCUUCUUGGCUUCCACAUGUAUUUCAACUACUGGCUGGCGGCCUGGCUCUGCGUCUAUUACACCAUCUUCAUCGCCAACUUCAGCCACCGAAUGUUUCUCUGGAUUAAAAGGAAUUUGUUGGCUUUCCUGAAUCAGGUGCUCUUCGUGACGGGAGUCGGGUCACUGGCCAUAUCUCUUCUUGCAUUAAUGUGGAGAUGUACGGUAAUUGUCAAUAAUUCUGCGAAUGGAACAACCAUUGAAGAUGUUUCCAUUACUUACUUUUAUAAGAUCGGUGCCAUCAUCCUUGGCUCCUGCCUUCCAUUCACUUGCAUUGCCAUCUCCCUCAUGGUCUCAGUGUCAUCUCUUCUGAAGCACGUCAACAACCUCAGCCAGACCGGUUUCGAUGUUCAGGUCCACGUCACCCUCAUAAAAUCAAUGACCGUGUUUUUCAUGAUCUCAGUCUCUUACUUCCUUGUUUACAUCAUUAAUCUCACGGCAGUAUUUAAGCUUAAAGAUCCUUUGCAUUGUAUCAUCUGGUUACUGAUAGUGCUGGCUCCAACGAUGAAAAGCAUAAUCAUUAUACAGGCCAGUCCCAAAAUGAGGAAGAACUUUCCAGGCUGGUUCUGUGCCAGGGGGACUGGGGGGCAGUGA